CCUGUGAAGCAGCGGUGAGCACUGGCUGGCUGCAGUACAGAGAUGUGAAGAAAUAUUUCCCAUGCCACUAAAUCGGUGUCUGGACAGGCCAGGUGAUGAAUAGCCAGAGAUCCUGCCCUGCAAUCUGCGCCCGGUCACUGUGUCAGGGGGGCUGACUACUUACUCACAGUGCCCCAGUGAUCAUAACAUGGCACCCAUCAUGGAGGGCACACACACUGUGUUGCUGCUUUAUGCACCCAUCCAUGAACUAAGCAACAUCAGCCUGUAUGUUCCCAAGAGGCUGGCCCCUAACUUCAAGUACAAGAGCCGCGCCUCUCAUUCAGGAAGGGCCUGUAAUGACCAUGACCGGGCUAAGGAGGAUCUCGCAGUGUCCGAACAAAGAGGCCAGUCUUUCAGCUCCUCAGGCGAACUCCUCAUCUGCCAGCAGGCUACAAAGGAGGCGGUUGCAGAGCUCUGCUGGCUGGCGGCAGAGCACCAUCAGUUGCUGGCAGAUCUCUUAUCGCUGUGUAGGGAUUGUGCCGUCAAAGUCAGAAUGGGUAACCAGGAUGGGAAACUCCAGGAUUACAUGGAGGGUCAGGAAGUUAACCUCGGCAACAGCAACUACUCUCUGACCGUGUCUCCAGAGCACAAGAGAGCCACAUCCAAGAGCAAAAAGAUGAAGAAGUUGGGAGGCAAGAAGCUUGACCCCACAGAGGGUUUCCAACACAACAAGAUGAAGAAGAAAGUUUCAAGUGGAAGUUCAUCCAAACAGCUUGGUGCUCGCAAAAGUGGGUCCAUAUCUUCAACCUCAGUGAUGCAGCAGAUCCCAGGUACCCCGACCUCGAGCCAUGUCACUGACAGCCCAGUCACCGGCUCUUAUGUCAGUGCGGUGAGUAACCCCAUCCUGCCCAUGGAGGAACCCUUCCAGAUUGCUCGUGAGGUUUGGGACUUUAUGGAAGACAACCGGACAUAUGAGCCCGACAUUGAUUUCUGCAAUGACUUCUCCGAGUAUGACGGUGAGCUGGGUUAUGAGUCGUCCUUCUGCAGCCUGAUGGAGGGUCUGACCCGGCGGGAAAGCGGCAGCAACCUCAGACCAAUAAGAGGGUCCGAUUCCUCGGGUGAGCCAUUAUCUGAGAAUUCACUGACAGUCAAGUUCCCUCAGCAGCUGUAUGGCGAAAGCAACCAGAGUAACGCUGGGCCGAGGGUUGUCACCAAAGUGCAGGAUGUGGAAGGGAGAGUGCAACAUAUCGACCAUUCAAACCCAGAUCCGGGGACUAGCAGCUGCCAGCAGGGGUUUGGAGAGUGGAAGGGACCAAACAGGGACCCCCUCCUGGGUCUCAAUAGAGAAAAGAUGGGUUACAAGCUUUCUGAGGGUCUACGGUUGCCCCUUUUCCAUACCACUGAACCUCACCCACCAGCCAGAUACCACAAAAAAAGCCCCUCUUCACCAUCUCUCGCUGGGGUCUUCAACAUGUCUUUUCCCGCCUCCAACAGUCUUCACAGCAUGUCCCCAGUCCUGUCCCCUCGGUCCUCCAAGCAGGCAAGCCCACAGCUGAACCACCGCAUUGUUAUGCUCUCAGAUAAAGAUGAGGACCAUGAACGAGCCAGCUCCAGCAACACAGAGGAGUCCAAAUUCUUCACAGAGUCCAUUGACAAGAACGGCAACAAUCGAACCUUCACCCGACUGGAUCUGAACCUCAGGCGGCGGCCUAGCAACUCCACGUGGACUUCCUCCAGCAACUCCACAACAACAACAACAGUACCACGAAGCUUUUCUCAGUGUGCCCUUCAUCUGGCAUUGCUGUUGCUGGAUUUCAAAAGACAGAAGUAGAAAGAGAUGCAUUGAAAGAGAUUCAAAAGUGUGUGUGUCUGUGACAGCAAUUACUUUGAAGCAGACGACAGUUUUACGCAA
Molecule: messenger RNA, 1891 nt
Organism: Trematomus bernacchii (emerald rockcod)
Lineage: Eukaryota; Metazoa; Chordata; Actinopteri; Perciformes; Nototheniidae
Exons: 3
Coding region: 188-1810 (540 amino acids)
Source: RefSeq, a predicted model, not a curated record